Messenger RNA from Macaca mulatta (Rhesus monkey), 2794 nucleotides. It is a transcript of the gene RTL3, whose product is annotated as retrotransposon Gag like 3. Lineage: Eukaryota; Metazoa; Chordata; Mammalia; Primates; Cercopithecidae. The record is from RefSeq and is a predicted model, not a curated record.
ACACUUUAAAAAGCUAUGUUACUGAGGAGAGUUGGAAUGUGUUCUGGGAGUGGGUGUGUUUGCUUGAGUUCAGUGUGUGCAGAAAAGGCAAGCCUCCACAGCCAUUUACACAUUUCGCUCCUCAGCGAUGGGUACACAGACAGCCAAGCUCCUGGACUAAGUCUCUGAAUGUGUAUCUGACACUUCCCCUUACUGAGCUCUGGAGGCUCCUUCUUGCUGAGCUCCGGAGGCUCCCAGUGACCUCUUGAUAAUCAGCCUUGGUGGGGCCCAAAUCCCUACCCCUUGGAAAACUCACUGAGCCUGACAUCUGCCUGUAAGCAGCUUUCAGGAAAGAUCUCACAAACGCCCACCCAAUCUCUCUUGGUAGCAAACUGUCAAAUCAUGCCCAUUUCCUCAAAAGAUGGUGGAGGACUUAGCAGCCUCCUAUAUUGCUCUGAAAUUGGAGAAUGAAAUUCUGCAGGCUCAAGUGCGGCGGCUGAUGGAAGAAAAUGCUACCCUCCGGGCCCAGAUCUCAGAGCUUCAGAAAUCCCAAGCAGCCAAGGAGGAUGAUCUACUCCGAAAGUCCUCAGAGGCCAAGGAGCCCCAGAAGCUCCCAGAGCACACGAAUCCCCCAGCAGCCUGGGAGUCCCAAAAGACCCCAGAGUUCAAGGAGCCCCAGAAGCCACCAGAGCCACAGGAGCUUCCACGCUGGGAACCCCCAGCAGCCUGGGAGCUCCAGGAGGCCCCAGCAGCCCCAGAGUCCCUGGAGCCUCCCGCAACCCAGGAGUCCCAGAAACCUCCAAUGGCCCAUGAGAUCCCAGCAGUCUUGGAGGGCCAGGGGUCUGCAGACACCCAGGAUCCCACAUCAGCCCAAGAGCCCGAGAAUUCAGAACCCCAGGAUCCCCCAAAUAUUGAGAAGCCCCAGGAGGCAACAAAAUGCCAGGAGACUGCAGCACAGCUAGAGUUCCGUGAGCUUCCAACUCCCCAGGAUCUUCUGGAGCCUUCAAAUGCCCAGGAAUUCCUAGAACUCUCAGCAACCCAGGAGUCCCUGGAGAGUCUAAUAGUUGUGGAGACAUUGGCAGCUCCAGAGUUUCCACAGGCCCCUAUUGGGUUAGAGGCUACAGCUUUCCCCCUGGAAUACCCUUUAACUUUCAAUGGAGAUUCCCAGAAGCUUCCCGAGUUCCUGGUUCAACUGAAUAGUUACAUGAGAGUCAAAGGGCACCUGUGUACCACUGAGGCAGCCCUGGUGAGCUUUGUUGGCAAUUGCUUCUCAGAUAAGGCAGGAUGGUGGUUCCAGCUCUUACUGGAUAUCCAAAGCCCCUUACCGGGUCAAUGUGAAAAUUUCAUACAUGUGCUCCAGGAUACUUUUGAUAAUCCCGAAAACAUGGAAGAUGCCAACCAGUGCAUCCGUCAACUCUGCCAAGGGGAGGGUCAUGUAACAACCCACUUCCACCUUGUUGCUCAAGAGCUGAACUGGGAUGAAAACAUUCUCUGCAUUCAAUUUCAAGAAGGGCUUUCCAGUUCUAUACGAGAUUAACUGUUUCACACAAGCCCAGCCACCAACCUAUCUGAUCUCAUCACUCAGUGCAUCAGCCUAGAAGAGAAGCCUGAUCCCAAUCCAUUAGGGAAAAGCUCCUCUGCAGAGGGAGAUGGGCCUGAGAGUCCACCAGAUGAAAACCAACCUAUGCAAGCUGCAAUCAACUGUCCACACAACAGUGAAGCUGAAUGGGCCCAUUGGCGCAAAGGCCACUUAUGCCUCUACUGUGGUUAUCCUGGUCAUUUUGCCAGAGAUUGCCCUGUCAAGUCUCAUCAAGCCCUGCAGGCAGGAAACUUUGAGGCCUGCCAGUAAGGGGGACCCCAGGAGGGCCAAUCUACAAAUAUGCGUCCCCCUCUCUUCCAAUAUCGAUGUCUCAUACACUAUGGCUUACUGUUGAAAUCCGACUGAGCUCUGAAAGGAAGACAACAAUUCUUUGAGCAAGCAAUGGUAGAUUCAGGCUCCUACAGAAACAGCAUUGAUCAGGCUGUGGUUCUUCUAGAGAAGCUGCCCAUCGCAGUAAUAUCUUCUCUCUGAUGCUGGAAACUGUCGACGGCCGUCCACUUAUUAAUGGGCCCAUAAAUAAGGAAACAUCACCUGUCAAAGUUAAAAUUGGAAACCAUGUAGUAGAGCUCCAGUUUGACAUUAUUCAUGCACCACAAUAUCCUCUGAAUCUUGGAAUCUAUUGGCUUGAGACACAUGACCCAAACGUAGAAUGGAGUACCUGCCUUGUGGCCUUUCCAUCACGUUAUUGCUUUGCUUUGCUACAAUUGCUACAAUUGCUACAUUCCUAUGCUUUGCUACAAUUACUUCAAGCACAGGUGGAAUAGAAGAAAUCUUGAUGAAAUAAUUGCUGGCUAGAUCCUGCGUCCUAGUGAUUGUUCCUGGCACCCUGUCUUCUGUUACCUCAGCUGUCAUCAGCAUUUACUGCUCCCUGAAUAUUCUACUGAACCUCUUGCUGUGUACUAAGGCUACCUGUACAACGACUCUGCCUCUUAGAUGAUAGACUGAACCUGAUGACUUUGAGCUGCUUUUUUUUUCACUAACUCUGCAUGCCUCUAUCUCAGAACCCUGCAUUCUGCGUAACUGUUUAAAUUACAAUUUAUACUAACAAUACACAUGAGAAUAGAUGUUAGAAACUAAUAAUGAAAAAGCGUAGCUGUUAAAGUGACUUGAUUUUUUUCUUAUCAAUAUUUUCUUUAUCAUAAAAUUGCAACAUCUUUUACACAAAGAAAAUAAGUUUGUAAGUGAUAUUUUUUAAAGAAUCAAUAAAUAUUAGCA